UAAAAACCAAGUCCAACGUUAGGCAACGUGAAAAGCAAGACACACUCCUGCCAAUAAAAAUUGCAAAGGAAGUACAAAAACAAUAGAAAUUAAUUAAUUAAUUAAAGAGAAACGGAAUUUCAUUAUUUGAUAGUCUGUUCCAUCCCCACCAUUAAAAUUCUCUUUUUCUUAAACAUAAAGAGAAGGGAGGAGGCAAUCUACGUUCAUUCUCCACCAAUCUCAUUUACGGCCAAUACUUUCUAUCCCCCUAUCACAUGUUUUAGCCCUUUAAUUUCGUCUCGAGACAAAGCGAAGGGCAAAGUCAUCUCUGUCUUCUCUCCUCCAUCAAAAACCCAAGCUCUCCUUUAAAAACGACAUCGUCCACACUCUCUCACGUCAAUAUCGUAAACUGCUUCUUUCAAGUUCAAUCGCUCAUCUUCUUAACAAACUCAAACCGUAAAAUCUCUGUCUUCUUCCUCCCUUUGCCGCCAUAUCUAUACUUGUGAUUAUUCUUCUUUCUAUCCCUUAUUACCCCAUACUUUCUUCUCCUUUGAUUGUGGUUGUAAUUUGUUUGACUACGGAUUGAUCCUUCAAUCUUUAUACUAAUCUUUAACCGGGCUAUUAAUAUUGUUGGAGGAAUGUUUACAGAGAUGAUUUUAUACUUGGGUCCUUUAUGGAUAGCGUUUUUUGUAGGAAUAAUACUUGGUUGGGCUUGGAAGCCGAAAUGGGCGAGCCAGGGAACUCCGAAAUUGAGUUGUGCUUUAUCGAAAUCAUUGGAAUUAUCGUUGCCAUCAUCGCCUUCUAAGUCGCCUAUUUCCCCUUUGAAAAGUUUUGGUUCGGCUCCAUGUUUGAGCUCCUUGAAAAUGCAGUCACAAACUUCUGAAUCUUGGGUCAUUAAUGAUGGAGCCCAUCGGAAGCAGCCCUCUGUUUCUCUUUCUGAAUAUGACAAUUGCAGCUCAUGCUGCACAUCACAGCUUAAUGAAGGACGUUCAAGUGUUGUAACAGAAGAGGAUUUAAAGCAUUUAUGGCAACUUGUUGAAAUGAGGGACGGAGGUCCUACCUGGAUACAUAUGAUGGAUCGUUAUGCUCCCAAUAUGAGCUACCAAGCAUGGCGGAGAGAUCCAAAGACUGGUCCUCCUCAGUAUCGUAGCAAAACUGUCUUUGAGGAUGCAACUACAAAGAUGGUGAGGGACUUUUUCUGGGAUGAUGAGUUCCGACCAAAGUGGGAUGACAUGCUUGCAUAUUCUGCAACCAUAGAAGAGUGUCCUACUACAGGGACCAUGGUUGUUCAUUGGAUAAGAAAGUUUCCAUUCUUUUGCAGUGACAGAGAAUACAUAAUAGGUCGACGGAUAUGGGAAUUGGAUGGGUCUUACUACUGUGUGACAAAGGGAGUUUCCUGUCCUUCCAUCCCCCGGCGUAACAAACCUAGACGUGUGGACCUGUACUAUUCAAGUUGGUACAUUCAAGCGGUGGAAUCAAGAAGAGGUAAUGGCCAACUGACUGCAUGUAAGGUGCUACUCUUCCAUCAUGAAGAUAUGGGCAUCCCAUGGGAAAUUGCGAAGCUCGGAGUACGUCAGGGAAUGUGGGGAAUGGUGAAGAAAAUCGAGCCUUGGUUGUGUGCUUACCAAAAAGAAAGAGCAUCCCUAGCUCCACUAUCUGGACCUGCAUCUAUGGCUCAAAUUAACACCAAAACAAGUACCGAGUACCUGAGAUCUAUGGAAAGCAAUGAAGAUUUGUUGAAGUCUGAUGUAGCAGCUACUUCUGAAAAACCACUGGCUAAGAACAUUUCAAUGGUCCUAAUUCUUGGUGGGAUAAUUAUUCUUGCUUGUAGCCUCGAUCAUGGACUGUUGAGUAAGGCAUUUAUCUUUGGUAUGGGUAGAAGGCUUGCAAACAGAGGAAAGAGAAUACGUUAGGGUUCUGCAAGACAAAGGCUCAUCUUUUUGCAUGAGAGAUAAGUUUCUUGAUUUGGUAGAGGGUAGAAAUAUAAUUAUUUCCAAUAACGGGAGAGGUUGUAUAUUUAUGUUUACUGAUAUGUAUAAUUUGAACUUCAGAUUACUAAGGUCGGAACUGGAUGGCUUUACAUACUCGCACCAGGAAUUUUCACAUGAAACCUGCUGAACCACUGGCACCUUACUUUUUAUCUGUUAUGCUCAUCCAGUUUAUUUAGGAGCAGAUUAUAGUCUUGUAAUCUAAUAGCAUGGAUUGAUCAGCCAAUAUAAGAUUAAUUUGGAUUCACAGGGAUUUUUUGAAAAUGCUGAAGUUGAUGCUGUCUGUCAUGAUAAUUGACCUAUUCUGAAGGUUUUGCCUAUAUGCUCUGUGCUGUUUUAUUCUGCUUGUAUAUUUUUUUGGUAAUGACACAUCUCUAUUCUACCAAUUCGGUCUCAUUGGCAAUCGCUAUUUGCAUUUACUUAUGUCCUCCCUCUCCAAUGAAUUUCGUAAACCAUCAUGAUGGGCUUGAUUAGGCAUUACACCAUGCUUGUGUAUUGAGUCUUUUUUAUUUUA
Durio zibethinus is the source of this 2481-nucleotide messenger RNA. The record is from RefSeq and is a predicted model, not a curated record. Lineage: Eukaryota; Viridiplantae; Streptophyta; Magnoliopsida; Malvales; Malvaceae.